Indicator indicator is the source of this 1245-nucleotide messenger RNA. RefSeq names its product abraxas 2, BRISC complex subunit (gene ABRAXAS2). The coding region runs from base 1 to 1245 and encodes 414 amino acids. Gene Ontology annotation, cellular component: nucleus. Lineage: Eukaryota; Metazoa; Chordata; Aves; Piciformes; Indicatoridae. The transcript has 9 exons. Gene Ontology annotation, molecular function: polyubiquitin modification-dependent protein binding; microtubule binding. Gene Ontology annotation, biological process: protein K63-linked deubiquitination; attachment of spindle microtubules to kinetochore; mitotic spindle assembly. The record is from RefSeq and is a predicted model, not a curated record.
AUGGCGGCUUCCAUCUCGGGCUACACGUUCAGUUCUGUCUGCUAUUACAGCGCCAACAGCAGUGCUGACCACGAAGGAUUUCUGUUAGGAGAGGUGAGGCAGGAGGAGACCUUUAGCAUCAGCGAUUCACAGAUCAGCAACACUGAAUUUCUACAAGUGAUUGAAAUCCAUAACCAUGAGCCUUGUUCAAAACUCUUUAGCUUUUAUGACUAUGCAGGCAAGGUUAAUGAGGAGAGUUUGGACAGGAUUCUUAAAGACCGAAGAAAAAACGUUAUUGGAUGGUACAGAUUUAGGAGAAACACUCAGCAGCAAAUGUCAUACAGAGAACACAUCAUUCACAAACAGCUGACACACAUCCUUGGAGUGCCUGAUCUUGUCUUUCUUCUCUUCAGCUUCAUUUCCACUGCAAAUAACUCCACACAUGCUUUAGAAUAUGUGCUUUUUAGACCAAACCGAAGGUAUAAUCAAAGGGUGUCGCUUACUAUUCCCAAUCUAGGCAACACUAGUCAACAGGAGUACAAAGUUUCUUCAGUGCCAAAUACUUCUCAGAAUUAUGCCAAAGUUAUUAAGGAACAUGGUACUGAUUUUUUUGACAAAGAUGGAGUGAUGAAGGACAUCAGGGCUAUAUAUCAGGUUUACAAUGCACUUCAGGAAAAAGUACAGGCAGUAUGUAUAGAUGUAGAAAAAAGUGAACGUAUUGUUGAAUCUUUUCAAGCUGAUGUAAACAAGUUAAGGCGGCAAAUCGCACAAAAGAAAAGUGAGAAAGAGCAAGAAAUCAGAAUGCAGCAGGCAGUUUUAAGCAGGCAGAUGCCAACAGAUAACUUGGAACCUAUGUUUGUUCCACGAAUGUCCUACACUGGGUUUGCUGUGGAAGGCUGCACGCUUGAAGAUUCAGAUGUCUCUGAUCCUCCCCCUCCCUAUUCUGAUUUCAAUGCAACCAGUCAAGAAAGUACUGUUGGUCACAGUCUCCUGGAAAGCAACGUUUUUAUGCCUCGACCUCAAGCAGUAGGUUCUUCCAGUUAUGUUUCCACAAACAUAGGAUUGAAAUAUUCUGGUAAUGGAGCAUCCAUGCCAUCUUCCCAAAGAGCAGUUGGUGACAAUGUUGACGAAUCAGAAGACAGUGAUUAUGAAAACUUACUUGAACCUACAGAGUCAUCUGACAGUGAAUACUCACAGACAAGGGAUUCACGACCUUCAGCACAUCCUGAUGGAGAUUCCAGGAACACACAAACUUCUCAGAUUUGA